This is a messenger RNA of Asparagus officinalis (garden asparagus), 912 nucleotides long. RefSeq lists its product as uncharacterized. The record is from RefSeq and is a predicted model, not a curated record. Lineage: Eukaryota; Viridiplantae; Streptophyta; Magnoliopsida; Asparagales; Asparagaceae. The transcript has 3 exons. The coding region runs from base 1 to 912 and encodes 303 amino acids.
AUGAAGGAACAACAGAUGAAGAUGAUGCAAGAAGUUGCAACAGCUCAAAAGGAGGCAGGAGCUAAAAGAAAUGAAGGAACAACAGAUGAAGAUGAUGCAAGAAGUUGCAACAGCUCAAAAGGAGGCAGCAUGUGCUCAAAAGGAGAUUCUCUCUCAAAUUAUGGCACAUAUUUCACUCAGAGGAGAAAUAGUGCUGGAAAGCGUGGUUUAUCGCCAAUUCAAAAGUGUACUGCUGCUAUACGCAUGUUAGCAUAUGGUGUUGCAGCUGAUGCUUGUGACGAAUACGUAAAGAUUGGAGAAACCACUGCAGUAGAGUGUGUCAGCAAGUUUUGUGAAAGUAUUGUGGCCAUAUUUAAGAAUGACUAUUUGAGAAGGCCGAAUGAGGAAGACAUCCAACGACUACUAAAAGUAGGCGAAGAGCACGGUUUUCCGGGAAUGAUUGGAAGUACAUUGAAUGAUAUAAAUGUGCUUGAAAGGUCACCUGUCUUUGAUGACAUUGAGGCAGGUGAAGCUCCGCAUGUGAACUUCACUGUGAAUGGUCAUCAAUACAAUUUGGCAUACUAUCUUGCUGACGGAAUCUAUCCCAAAUGGUCUGUCUUUGUCCAAUCACUUCAAUAUCCCCAAGGCGAAAAAGCGAAAUUGUUUGCAAAACAACAAGAAUCUUGUAGGAAGGAUGUGGAACGUGCAUUUGGGGUUCUCCAAGCACGUUUUGUUAUAAUUCGUCAACCAGCUAGAAUGUGGGAUUUGAAUGUCUUAUCAAAAAUUAUGAGAGCGUGUAUUAUUUUACACAAUAUGAUAGUGGAGGAUGAACGAGAUACUUAUAGUCGAAACUGGGAGAACGUUGACUUUGAACCAUCAAGCAUUGCUAGCUCGAGCUCAUCAUUUGAUUACCAAACACAAACGUUACCUUAG